CUCAAUCUGCUAGCUAUGACUGGUCAAGAUUUGGAAGUGGAAAAUCUUCCCAUUCCUGCAAUGAAUGUGAUUGUUGUGACACUGCAAAUGGAUGUAAACAAGCUGAAUAUCACAUUGCUUCGGAUAUUUCGCCAAGGAGUGGCAGCAGCACUGGGACUGUUACCUCAGCAAGUUCAUAUCAACAGACUCAUUGGGAAGAAGAACUGUGUGGAACUGUUUGUGUCCCCACUGAACCGAAAGCCAGGAAUUUCUGAGGCGCUCCCAUCUGAAGAAGUGCUGCGUUCCCUUAAUAUCAACAUUUUGCAUCAGAGUUUAUCCCAGUUUGGAAUAACAGAGGUCUCCCCUGAGAAAAACGUUUUGCAAGGCCAGCAUGAAGCAGACAAAAUCUGGAGCAAGGAAGGAUUUUAUGCAGUUGUCAUAUUUCUCAGCAUCUUUGUCAUUCUAGUCACUUGUUUAAUGGUUCUGUACAGAUUAAAGGAGAAGAUCCAGUUGUCACUGAGACAAGAGAAGGAAAAGAAGCAGGAGAUCCACCUCUCGCCCCUUCCCCUGCAGACAUCUCAGUCCGAGUAUAAGACCACCAACAGCAUGGUCCAGCCUGAACAGGCUCCAAAGGUUGUCAACGUUGUAGUGGACCCUCAAGGCCAAUGUGUUCCUGACCUCAAACCUCCCCUGUGUGCCAGUCCGUCUCCUUUCAGAAUGAAACCUGUGGGGCUCCAGGAAAGACGAGGAUCCAAUGUCUCACUGACUUUGGAUAUGAGCAGUUUGGGAAGUGUUGAACCUUUCAUCGCUGUGCCAACCCCGCGAGAAAAAGUAGCGAUGGAAUACCUACAGUCAGCCGGCCGUGUCCUGACACGGCAGCAGCUUCGAGACGCGGUGGCAUGUUCGCAUUUACUUCAAACAGAAUUCAUGGAAAUACCGAUGAAUUUUGUGGAUCCCAAAGAAAUUGACAUCCCAAGUCACGGAACUAAAAACCGCUAUAAAACAAUUUUGCCAAAUCCUCUAAGCAGAGUGUAUUUGAAACCAAAAAAUCCAUCUGACUCCUUGAGUACCUACAUAAAUGCUAACUACAUUAGGGGAUAUGGAGGUAAAGAGAAGGCUUUCAUUGCAACUCAGGGACCCAUGAUUAAUACCGUGAAUGAUUUCUGGCAGAUGGUUUGGCAAGAAGACAGCCCUGUCAUUGUUAUGAUCACAAAGCUGAAAGAAAAAAAUGAGAAAUGCGUGCUUUAUUGGCCAGAAAAAAGAGGAAUCUAUGGGAAGGUUGAAGUCCUUGUUAACAGUGUGCAAGAAUGCGAGAACUAUACUGUCCGUCAGCUUACAAUAAAGCAAGGGAGUCAGUCCCGGAGUGUGAAACACUACUGGUACACAUCCUGGCCAGACCACAAAACCCCUGACAGCGCUCAGCCUCUGCUGCAGCUCAUGCUGGAUGUAGAAGAGGACAAGGUGGAAUCACUGGGCAGAGGGCCUGUCAUUGUGCACUGCAGUGCUGGUAUAGGAAGAACUGGAUGUUUUAUUGCCACAGCCAUCGGUUGUCAACAGUUGAAGGAAGAGGGAGUUGUAGAUGCAUUGAGCAUUGUCUGCCAGCUACGAGUGGAUCGGGGUGGAAUGGUUCAGACCAGCGAACAGUAUGAAUUUGUGCACCAUGCACUGAGUCUGUAUGAAAGCAGACUUUCUGCAGAAGCUGUCCAGUGAAGCCAAGGGGGUAAAACCAAAUGUCAGUCUCUUGAGGUAAUUUGUUUCAUUACCUACCAGCAGCUUCUUCAAGGAGU
Gymnogyps californianus (California condor) is the source of this 1766-nucleotide messenger RNA. It is a transcript of the gene PTPRR, whose product is annotated as protein tyrosine phosphatase receptor type R. Gene Ontology annotation, molecular function: protein tyrosine phosphatase activity. Bases 16 to 1689 code for a protein of 557 amino acids. NCBI's taxonomy places the organism in Eukaryota, Metazoa, Chordata, Aves, Accipitriformes, Cathartidae. Gene Ontology annotation, biological process: protein dephosphorylation. The record is from RefSeq and is a predicted model, not a curated record. The transcript has 13 exons.